CAGCUUUCGUCGGUGACGGAUGUGAUAUCUGUGUUGACUUGCGUAGUUCGGUGGGUAAACUUCGACUGUGCGUGAUUGUUUGAACUAUCGUGUAGUUAUUGUUGUUUCUUUAUGGAUUGUAAAGAUUAAAUUGUAAUAACAUGGAAGAGAUUACCAAGUACAUCGUAAUCAUAGCAUCGCUAAUGACCGCUAAGCUGACAGUCACGGAGAGUAAAAACGAGACGAAGCCCAAAAUUGAUAGACGACACUACCAAAUGCCAAUCUUCAUCAAUGUCUGCGACAUCGUCGAUAGGCGGUCGAAAGUCCAUUGCUACUGUGACAAUAAUAAGCCUAAACUAGCAACUAGAGCUGACUGUUGGAUUUUCGAUGGAGGAUUAACUGAGGACGAUGCGAUUUGGCCGAGUUUUACAUCGCAAUCCGAAAUAGAACAUCUCAUGUUCAACGUCCGCGUUGACGAUGCGUUAAAAUUCAUCCCAGCUAAAGCUAUAGUGAGACUCGACAGACUCAAACAUCUAACAAUACAAUUCGGAACAAUCAAAACUAUUUAUCCAUACGCUUUCACUAAUUCAUCCACAAUUAGGCAGCUAGUUUUGAAAUCUAACAAGAUCACGAAUUUGGAGAAACAUUCGUUCGCUCAAAUGAUGAUGCUAUCGAACCUGAGCUUGGACGACAACCAAAUAUCUGAACUGAAGAUGGACGUGUUUUUCAACCUACCGAAUCUCCACAUCCUGCAUAUAUCCAAUAACAAUAUAAGUUUAAUCCACGAAGGAUGUUUCAAGCACCUGAACAAUUUGAUCGAACUCAAGUUGGACAAUAACUACAUAUCAGUAAUAAUACGGGAAAUGUUGGCCGGGUUGGAAAAUCUUUCUCGAUUGAACUUGAAAAACAAUAAGUUGGAAAUGAUCGGAAACUUGGCGUUCACAGAGCUGUGGGGCUUGAAAGAACUGAUGCUAGAUAACAAUGCUAUAGAAUUUAUAUCUGAGAGAGCGUUUGGGGGACUCACGCAGUUAAGAAAGUUGACCCUAUCUGGGAAUAAAUUAACGACUUUCUACGAGUACAUUCUCGAAGAUAUUAGAAGUCUUGUCAUGUUAGAUCUGAGGGACAAUCUCCUGACUACGAUAUCUUAUGAGACAAUACGAACCGUCGUGGAAAAUGAUAAGUCGCUUUCAUCUGUAGUAUAUCUAGAUGGUAAUCCACUUAGCUGUAAUUGCCGUCUAUCCUGGAUAUACGUGCUUCGGAACGAGACUCAAGACAAUACAAUGAAACAUGCUCUUGAAAAAAUCUCAUGCGUACCAGAACCUACUAACGAAAGACGAGUAAGUGAACCCACGGAUGAAGAAGUCGACAACAGCAAUGUUCUUGCUGACGAUAAUUACGAAUACUACGACAAAGGCGAAGAUUUCAAUGACAAAGAAAAAAAUACUAAAGUAAGUAAAGCAGUGAAGCUCACAGACAUUCCAUUAGAGGAACUUCCCUGCCCUAAAGAAUUAAUGCAAUCGAUAGAGGAAACUUACGGGCAUCCCGUUCAAAAUGAAAUUAGAUUAAAAGGAGUCUCACAAGUCGGAAGAGAUUUACCCAGUUUUCUUUUCAUUGUAACCUUAAUAGUUGUAUUUUAACUUUUAAAACGUUUAUGCGAAAAAGAAAACAAUGUUUGUGAUAUUAGAAAUAAUGAUUCGCAUAUCUCCCCUUAGUUAAAGACUACGUUAUUUAUUAUUGUAAAAAUUGUAGUUAAUUAAGUGUUAAAUAGGCUAAGCCUUUUUUCUAUUUGUUUAAUUUUAGUUAUUUAAAUAAAUAUAUGGUUUUUUGAAAUACUUAUAAAAGUAAAUCGAAAUUUAUUGUAAAUAAAUAAAAUAAUUAUCAAGUAUACUUGCAAUUGAAAUAAUUAAAUAAUGUAUAUUUUUUCGCUUCCAGAUUAUAAGAAAGAAUGUAUAUUAUUGUGUAAGAUAUUUGAAUACAUUAUAGGAGUAAUUGAAAUUGUACAAAGAUCUUCCUUUACUUUUUCUUGUAAAGUAACUGUUGUUUAUAAUAUCUAUAAGAUGUUUAUAAAUUAAUUAUAAAGUUAAAGGAAAUACUCUAAUUAUUGCCAAAACACCUUACUUUUACUGAUAUAAGAUAUUCGUGUUUCUUUGUGAACUUAAUUUGUAAAUCGUGUAUAUUAGAGUAAGUAAGCAUUCGAUUAUUAUAAAUCAUAAAGUUAAUAUUUUCUUUAUUACAAUAAUUAUGUGUUAUAUAAGUGAAACUUAAUUUAGUAUAAUGUAAUUUAUGAUGUAAUAUCCAAUUUCCAAGUAACAUAGAAGUGGAGUUUAUAUAAAAGUAAAGAUACUGUAUGAAAUAAUAUUCAUUAUAAAUAAUUUUCUCCAAUAUAUUUCGUUAGUUUAGUUUAAAUGAAAGAAGAUUCCAAGCGCUUGUUUACAGUGUUAGUACGAGCGUUUUUUAACGGGCAUUAAAAAAGUGUUCAAAUGUAGUAUGAAGUUAAGUGAAGAUCUAUUUCCACCGCCUAAAGUUGAAAAUGCAACGCAGCCCGAAAAAAAGCGCCGCGUUUUUAAAACGCUGACGCAUUUGUUCCAUUUGAACACUUAUUUAACGUCCGUUAAUAAAAUGCUCGUGCGAAUGGGGGCUUAAGCGUUAACGAUCACCACCAUCUCGACUGCGUAGAAGUCCGCAUUUUUGAUACGACAAAUUAUUGUAAAAGUUAUUGCACACCAAUAUAAUUUUUCCUCUAAAUAACACGCCCAUGACCAAGUUUCGUACUGACCAAGUUUUACAGGCCAUACAACUUGGUAGCCAACGAGUUUAAUAAUAGAUGAAAUGUGAAAACUUUUGUCGCGAACCCCGCGUUUAAGUGAAAAUAUGAAAAUAUGGACCCUUGUUGCUAAUAUUUUAAAGGCUAACAAAAUUGUACGCCCCAUAUAAAAAACCCUGUAACUUUAGCUCUCCGCGGAAUUUUCUCUACGCAUUUUUUCGCUCGUUUUUUUAAUAUAUGCUCUUGUGACAGCCAUUCCAUUAUCGUGGAUUUGUGUUCUCAAUAUAUUUUGUUAAUGAAAAGGAAUAAAACCUCUCCAUUGAAACGGUUUAAACGAUGUCGAAUUACGUUUUACAAUCAAUUUGAUUCCAGGGCUAAUAUUUCAAAAUAACUCUUCUACAUUUAUUUUUUCUUAUUAUAUGUUCAUCAUGCCUAAGAGAUUAUAAAUAUCUACCAGUAAAGUUAGUUUCUAUUCUUUGUUGGUUAAUGUGAAAAACCAUGUCACAAAAAUGUGCGAUCGUAAACGAUCUUCUUUCUUUUCGAUUCUUCGACAUUUAACCAAAAUUUGGAACUGUAGGUAUUUGAAUCAAGCCUUACUUGUAGCUUGUUACGAAGGUCUACAGUAUUUACCUUGGUCAGUUUCUCGCGUGUAUUCUGUUUAUAGAUAAUUAAUAAAGACAUUUGGAUUUAGCAGUUGGCUGUCAACAGGGGGAUCCACUUGGUCCCGUCCUUUUCAACCUCGUGAUAAAUCCAAUUAUUUCGUCGAUAAUGACAUGAAAAACUAAAAGUCGCAAUUUAGCACAAGACUAAAACCCUGCGAUAAGUACAGAUAUCAGCCUGAUAAUCAGCGUUGUAUGUCCAACAUUUGCUUGGUACUUGCACAAUGCUGAGCUGGAACCUUUUUCAUGGACUACUUUUGAUUUUCAAUUGCCUUAGUGGUCGAGGUAUUGGGCUCUACAAUAGUAAUGUGUUAGGUGUGGUACAAUUUUAAAAUAAAAUGAUAUUUAUGAAAUUUGGACUGUGGUGGUAUUGGAUGGUAGCAGGUUUCACGGGAAAGUCCAAGAAUAAAGAAUAUUUCCUCAAAGUCCAAGAAUAAAGAAUAUUUUUUAAAUUAUUUUCCUCAGAGUAUAUAAAUGAAAUAGUAUGAAAAAUUAUAAUAUGAAAAAUCUUGUAUUUGCUUCGUGGCAACCCUUCAAAAAACAGCGUUUUAAAUUGAACUUUAAAGCUCUAAAUCGAAAGGUUGGAAAGCGAAGCUAAGGGUAUGACGACAUGAUUCCUAAUGAUCCCGUAGAAAUUAAAGAAAAAAUACGUUUUAUACUUGGACUAUAGAGGAUCUGGGGCCUUGAAACCUGCUAUUUUCGGAAGCUAUCAGGAUGCAAACUCAGCCUCAAUUUACAAAAUUAAAGAUAUCUGGCUAGCAUAGGCAAGAGCCUAUAAUUCUUCAUGUUAAACGACGGUGUUCAGCGUUGUUCUCGCCUUCAGAAGGGUUAUUAUAGAAAAGGAAAGGAAAUGACAUUAUUAUCGUCCUUUUACAGAACGUGGCAUGUACGAGUAGAUAUAGUUGUGCAGUUAUAUUAAUGUAGUAAAGUUAUUUUAACAAAAAACCGUUAUUUACAUAACUUUGUUGUACCACUUAUUUUAUAAUGACGAAGUAAAGGUCAUUUCGGUGAAAUAACUAACUAAUCAAAACGAAAAUACGUUGAAAAACAAUGUAAGGGACUCAUCAUUUCAAUGGUACACUCCAUCCAUAGUAACCCUGCAGUUUGCAGUUGUUUUUGCAGUAUGAGGUUGCAUUGAAAGACUAAACGCGACUGUACAAAAGUUCGCUCAGUGUUAAACGUCUUAAGCUCAGUGCUGCAUACUUGCAUUCAACGCCGUGGUAGUCCCGCCUAGCUGAGUACGGUCGCGUUCCAAGUGUUUUGCGAACAACUUCAACGCUGUACAGUCGCGUUCAGAGUUAGUUUUACCGUUUUCAGUCGCUGUACAGUCGCGUUUAGCUAUGGUUUUGCCGUGUUUUGACGCUAUGCGGAUACGUUUAACAUUAAAGCGCUUUUUUAUAGCGUUAGCAAGUUAUGACGGUAAUUUUUUAAUCUAAUGAUAGUCUACAUGCUUGCAUUGCAUAUAAACUGUAAUCAAAAUGAUUCAGCGUAAAACGUAACGUACAGUGUAACUGUACAGUACACGAAUAACUGUUGUUGGCUUGUAAUAUGUUACAAUUCAGAAGUUUCUUCAUCAAUUCUCUUUAUUCCUCUCCUAUACACAUUAUUGUUACGUUUGGUUGAUGCAACGAAUUGUACAAAAUGUAUUAAUUUAUUUGUAAAAACAUAGAUUUCUUGUAACAACAUUAUAAUAUCGUCGUGAAUAGUUCUCACUUCAGUUAUAAUAAAUAUUUCUACCCGUG
Messenger RNA from Bicyclus anynana (squinting bush brown), 5144 nucleotides. RefSeq names its product connectin-like. Bases 141 to 1616 code for a protein of 491 amino acids. Gene Ontology annotation, molecular function: protein binding. Gene Ontology annotation, cellular component: plasma membrane. The transcript is spliced from 3 exons. The record is from RefSeq and is a predicted model, not a curated record. NCBI's taxonomy places the organism in Eukaryota, Metazoa, Arthropoda, Insecta, Lepidoptera, Nymphalidae.